Messenger RNA from Phytophthora nicotianae INRA-310, 414 nucleotides. RefSeq lists its product as hypothetical. The record is from RefSeq and is a predicted model, not a curated record. The coding region runs from base 1 to 414 and encodes 137 amino acids. Lineage: Eukaryota; Oomycota; Peronosporomycetes; Peronosporales; Peronosporaceae. The transcript has a single exon.
AUGGCGGUGGUGAACGCCUACAUUGUACACGCUUACGUCUGGGAGAAGGAACGAAAGAAGAAGAUGUCACACUACUCUUUCUUGACAACUUUACACAGACAGCUCAUUCAGGAGACGGAUUCCUCCUUUACGGAGGCAGGGACGUCGACUGAGCCGUCGGCUGGAGUACGUGAAAAACCUAUCGCUAUCCAAGGUGACCAUUCCCUCGUCCAAACUACUGACACCCGUCUAAACAACGGUGUCCAUCGUUUACGCCAAAGACAAUGCAAGGUCUGCUCCUACUACAAACCGGCAAACAAGAAGAGGGGUGGAACUUCUACGUUCUAUUGCGUGAAGUGUUCCGAAGGCAAAAGGGGGCAGGUGACACUCUGCAACAAGGUGCGUGGACACCAAGCGAACGAGGGCAUGACUUGA